This is a messenger RNA of Paramecium tetraurelia, 1461 nucleotides long. RefSeq lists its product as uncharacterized. The record is from RefSeq and is a predicted model, not a curated record. The transcript is spliced from 8 exons. Gene Ontology annotation, molecular function: protein binding. NCBI's taxonomy places the organism in Eukaryota, Ciliophora, Oligohymenophorea, Peniculida, Parameciidae.
AUGGACAUCUUUAAAUGUAAAUAUCUAAAACAUGAAAAUGAAGAAAUUAUUGGAUUUUGUUUGAAUCAGAAUUGUUAGAAUACAACACAAUAUUGUUAUAAAUGUUUAAAUACUACUCAUUAAGAUCAUAUCAACGAUUGUAUUCGAUUCACAGAAAUUAUCUAAAUUAUGAAUGAAUCCAAGCAAGUUUAUACUCAAUAAAUGAAAUAAUUCAAAGAUAUCUAUAAACGAAUUGAGAAUUUAUUUGAAUAAUUUAAAAAAAAAAUGGAUCAGGAAAUUAAAACAUUAGAAAAUAUGACCUAAUAACUUAAAAAUUAAGAUUAUUUGACUUUUAAGUCAUAAAUUCACAUACUCAAACAGUUCUACUCUGGAGAAAAAAAAGAUUAUAAAUGUAUCCGCUUUUAAUUUAUUAAAGAAACACAAAUAAUAUAAUUGCAUAACAUUAAUAAUACAAUAAAGAAUAUGGUAUCAGAAUAAACUCAAGCUGGUGAUUAAUUUGAUUCUGGUAAUGAAAAUGAUAUUAAAAUAGCAGGAAUAAAUUUUUAAACUAAUUCUUAUUAGCAGUUGAAUAUUUAAGAAAUUGAAAAAUUAUUGAAUGAAGGUGCAGUUUUAAAAAGUUUAAAUAAGUAUUAAGAAGCAAUUGAAUGCUACGAUAAAGUUAUUUCCAUAAAUCCAAAAUAUUAUGUUUCUUGGAAUAAUAAGGGUACUUCAUUAUAAAGUUUAAAAAAAUUCUAAGAUGCAAUUGAAUGCUUUAACUAAGCUAUUUCCAUAAAUCCAAAAUAUUAUGUUUCUUGGAAUAAUAAAGGCAAUGCAUUAUAAAAUUUAACUAAUUAUUAAGAGGCAAUUGACUGCUAUGAGAAAGCCAUUUCCAUAAAUCCAAAAUAUGAUGUUGCUUGGAAUAAUAUGGGCAAUGCAUUAUCAAGUUUGAAUAAAUAUUAAGAGUCAAUUAAAUGCUUCGACAAAGCUAUUUUCAUAAAUCCAAACAAUGAUCUUGCUUGGAAUAAUAAGGGUAAUUAGCUGUAAGGCAUUAUCGUUUAGGCAAUGCAUUAUAAAAUUUAAAUAUUUAAUAAGAAGCAAUUGAAUGCUAUGAGAAAGCUAUUUCCAUAAAUCCAAUGGUAAUUAGCAGUUAGAAAUUAUUAUUCAGGUACUUCAUUAAUCAAUUUAAAUAAAUAUUAAGAAGCAGUUGUAUGCUUUGACAAAGCUUUUUCGAUAAAUCCAAAAAAUGAAAAUGUGUGGAGUAAUAAAGGUUUCGCCCUACAUAAUUUAAAGAAAUAUAAGGAUGCAAUAAUAUGUUAUGAUAAAGCCCUAUCUAUUAGCAUUACUUCUCUAAGAUUACAACGAAAAGCUGAUUCUCUAUUUGAAUUGGAGAACAAAUAAGAAGCUAAAAAAGCUUAUUUAGAUGCAUUGGAAAAAGGGUCAAAUAAUAAGAAUUAUAUAGAGAAAUAACUAUCAAAGUUAUGA